Messenger RNA from Pelobates cultripes (western spadefoot toad), 1590 nucleotides. Lineage: Eukaryota; Metazoa; Chordata; Amphibia; Anura; Pelobatidae. The record is from the annotation of a GenBank genome assembly.
AUGGACUACCACCAACUACAGAAUACCGCCCACAAUCUCCAUGGACUACCACCCACUACAGAAUACUGCCCACAAUCUCCAUGGACUAUCACCAACUACAGAAUACUGCACACAAUCUCCAUGGACUACCACCAACUACAGAAUACCGCCCACAAUCUCCAUGGACUACCACCAACUAUAGAAUACUGCACACAAUCUCCAUGGACUACCACCAACUACAGAAUACUGCCCACAGUAUCUAUGGACUACCACCAACAGAAACAAAACCAAACAAACAAACCAGAAACACUACAACCAAAACUAGAAUACUGCCCACAAACAUCAGAGACUGCCACCAAAACCAGGGUACUGUACAGAAACCACAGAGACUGCCACCAAAACCAGGAUACUGUACAGAAACCACAGACACUGCCACCAAAACCAGGAUACUGUACAGAAACCACAGACACUGCCACCAAAACCAGGAUACUGUACAGAAACCACAGAGACUGCCACCAAAACCAGGAUACUGUACAGAAACCACAGAGACUGCCACCAAAACCAGGAUACUGUACAGAAACCACAGAGACUGCCACCAAAACCAGGAUACUGUACAGAAACCACAGACACUGCCACCAAAACCAGGAUACUGUACAGAAACCACAGAGACUGCCACCAAAACCAGGAUACUGUACAGAAACCACAGACACUGCCACCAAAACCAGGAUACUGUACAGAAACCACAGACACUGCCACCAAAACCAGGAUACUGUACAGAAACCACAGACACUGCCACCAAAACCAGGAUACUGUACAGAAACCACAGAGACUGCCACCAAAACCAGGAUACUGUACAGAAACCACAGAGACUGCCACCAAAACCAGGAUACUGUACAGAAACCACAGAGACUGCCACCAAAACCAGGAUACUGUACAGAAACCAAAACCAGGAGUACUGCCACCAAAACCAGGAUACUGUACAGAAACCACAGAGACUGCCACCAAAACCAGGAUACUUUACAGAAACCACAGGUACUGCCGCCAAAACCAGGAUACUGUACAGAAACCACAGACACUGCCACCAAAACCAGGAUACUGUACAGAAACCACAGACACUGCCACCAAAACCAGGAUACUGCACAGAAACCACAGAGACUGCCACCAAAACCAGGAUACUGUACAGAAACCACAGAGACUGCCACCAAAACCAGGAUACUGUACAGAAACCACAGAGACUGCCACCAAAACCAGGAUACUGUACAGAAACCACAGAGACUGCCACCAAAACCAGGAUACUGUACAGAAACCACAGAGACUGCCACCAAAACCAGGAUACUGUACAGAAACCACAGAGACUGCCACCAAAACCAGGAUACUGUACAGAAACCACAGAGACUGCCACCAAAACCAGGAUACUGCCCACAAACCACAGUGACUGCCACCAAAACCAGGAUACUGCCCACAAAGCACAAAUACUUCCACCAAAACCAGGAUCCUGCCAGCAAAAUUUGGGGUACUGCCUGCAAAUACUGGGUUACUGCCAACAACACCAGAUACAGUGACUUGUUCAUUGAUUUGUGUAGUUUUUGUGGCAUCUGUGGAGAUUCUUGA